This is a messenger RNA of Labeo rohita (rohu), 1797 nucleotides long. RefSeq names its product G protein-coupled receptor 171 (gene gpr171). Gene Ontology annotation, cellular component: membrane. Gene Ontology annotation, biological process: G protein-coupled receptor signaling pathway. The record is from RefSeq and is a predicted model, not a curated record. Bases 521 to 1492 code for a protein of 323 amino acids. Gene Ontology annotation, molecular function: G protein-coupled purinergic nucleotide receptor activity. Lineage: Eukaryota; Metazoa; Chordata; Actinopteri; Cypriniformes; Cyprinidae. The transcript is spliced from 2 exons.
UUUCCUCCAUUGGCUGAUAUAAUUAAAACCAAACCCUAAGAACAAAACGGAAACUGGAUUUGUAAUAUAGUUGAACCAGUAAAGAAACUCUCCGAAGAAGUAUCUCAGUAGCUGUUUGGAUCAUUCAGCCAGAACAAUAUACAGCCAGAGAGCGGAACUGCAUUAACUACUUCAGCGUCUGAUCUGAUGUCUGCAAAAGUCAGUCUGGUCAUGCGGAUUGCUACAUAAAAUUUUCUAUUUGAUGCUGGUAGAUGUGACAUCACAUCCUUGUGCGAGCAAACAGGAAAAUGCUUUAGCACGCCUAAACGGGGGAUUUACCACUUCCUCCUCUGAUACCUUAAACUUUCUGGUGAAGUGAAAGGAAGAACUGUGUUCAGAUGAGCUUCGAUUAUUCUCGGUGGUCUGACAGGAGCUAAAAGGUAGUCACGUGAAGAAAAGAAGAACUAAAAAGUACUUCGACAGCCUCGAUUUGAUCUAUUUAGGCCUAAUUUAGACUCAGUCCAGAUCCAAGGAUCUAAAAAUGGGGAGCACAAAUGCCAGUAUCUGUGUGGUCAAUGACAACAUGGUGCCCUUUGCCACAGUCUACAUCCUCAUCUUCCUGAUCGGAAUGGCUACCAGCCUGGUGGCGCUGUGGGCAUUCAUAACCAGCCGAAGUGCUAAAAAAUGCAUUAAUGUUUACCUCAUCAACCUUCUGACCUCCGAUUUCCUCCUCAUGUUGGCAUUACCUGUCAAGAUUGCCAAAGAUCUGGGCAACGAUUCUAAGGGUUUGACUAUCUUUCACUGCCAAGUGAGUGCGCCACUCAUCUACAUUAACAUGUACGCAUCUAUCAUCUUUCUAGCUUUUGUUAGCGUGCAGCGCUACCUCCAGAUCACACGCAGCUCCAAACUGCUGCGACUACAGGAUGUGGGUUUUGCGGUGCUGAUGUCCUCGGUGGUCUGGUUCCUCGUGCUCUUCAUCAACGUGCCCAACAUGGCCAUCCCUAUCAAAGAAAACAUUGAAGAUAAAGUUGGCCUUACAUGUUCGGACUUGAAAGAUGAUUUGGGCAAGCACUGGCACGCAUUGUCUGCGUUUCUGGGCAUGGCCAUCUUCUUGAACUCCUCGGUAGCGGUGCUGUUGUCCAACGGCCUGGUCCUGAAGCGGCUUUGGGGUCGGCGUGAAUCUGCCCCCGAGGAACAGGCUAGUGCCCAACAUGCCUUCAUUAACAUCGCACUGGUGACCUUAGCAUACGUGGUGUGCUUCGUGCCGUACCACGCUGUGCGUAUGCCGUACACUUUUACACAGAUAGAGGUCAUCACCAAAUGCACACUGAGGAAGAAUCUCUUUCUGGCUAAAGAGUCGACUCUGCUUCUCGCCAUCCUGCACCUGUGCUUUGACCCAGUGCUAUACUUUGUCAUCUGCCGUGCAUUCAGGCAUCAGAUCACGAAGGCCUUCUCAAAGAGAGGCAGCAUCCGAACACAGACACAGAAUGAAAACACAACUGGAGGAGAGUGAUGGACCAAGUACCAAAACAUCCCAAGAUAUCAGUUGAAAAAGUUGCUUUAAUAGUUCAUAAAAACUUUGGGGCAAAAUAUGCAUAAAUGUAAACAUAAAAUGACCAAAUCUACAGAAGCUAGACUGCACAAUGAUUCUUGCUUAGAUGUGUUUAAUUGUACUUAUAUUUGGAAUUUAAAAAAUACCAAGAACUUGAACUUCCAUCAUCUAAAGGACAACCACACCUCAAGCAUGAAAUUUAAUGUUUUUAGCUUUAUUUAUUGAUAAUUUAGGAGGAAAUUAUGUGUAAAUUGUAUUCCAUAUCC